AGCGCAGUGUGCCAGCUACAGGCAGCAUACACACACUACUGUACAUUGAUGGAGCCGAUUUCUGUGAGUCCGGCAGAGCCCUGUGAGAAAGCCACGCUGCGGGUCUGAACCGAUGCUGCGAAAUUACAACGCCGGAUGAUGGCAACUCUGGCCACGGCUUGUACGUAACCUUCAUGUCCUACAGAGCAGCUCGGAGGACGGUGAAUGCCAAACUGAAGGAAUGUGCCGUUUCUGUGACAUGGUCUGGUAAAGUAACAGGUCAGUUCAGAUGGUGAAGGCUCUGCCACGAAGUUUACGCGCUGAAUUCGGAAUUACCGGCGACGAGGAAGGUUUCUACUUCAAUGAAUGACGCCGUCCCUUCAUAGGUUCCGUGUGCGUACAGGCUGUAUUUAUAAAUUGGAAGAAGUAGGCUACUGACUAUUAAAAUUAUCCUGAAAGGGACAGUUUGACCUGCUCGAGCAUUUGGAAACAUUUCUUACCCGCUUUGGAACUGAAGCGAGUCCAGCGCAUCAGUUAAAGCCCAGAAGACAGCAGCAGCGUUGGAGGGAACAGGAUAGGGAUAACCAGGAGAUUCACUUUAAAUGAAGAGAAACAUGUGAAAAACCUUGUGAAGCUUGACCUGCAAGAUAGCCUUCAGCAACACAAAGGCAAAGGUCUUCUCCACGUAUUCAUUACAUCCAUUCUCUCAACUCCCUUAGCGAUUUCCUUCCAGGCCUGUUAAACAUGGACGGCCAGCAAGCAUUUCGCAGAACUUUAUCACUUAACCCUAAAGUGGGACCAGUGGCUGCUCUACUAGGCUUCUGGCUCAUAGUAAUACCUGCCUUAUCCAAUGGGCAGACUUUCACUAGUUUCCACCCUGAACGUCGGGACUGGGUAUUCAACCACCUGACAGUUCACCAAACCACAGGCGCUUUGUAUAUUGGAGCAGUCAACCGUGUGUACAAGCUCUCAGGCAACCUGACUCUUCUAGUCUCCCAUGACACAGGCCCAGAGGAUGACAACAAGGCGUGCUACCCUCCUCUGAUUGUCCAGCCUUGUUCUGAGCCCCUUGUCUCAACCAACAAUGUCAACAAGCUUCUCUUAAUUGAUUAUUCCCAAAACCGGUUGCUGGCCUGUGGCAGCCUGUAUCAGGGAGUCUGUAAACUCCUCAGAUUGGAUGACCUCUUUAUCUUAGUGGAGCCUUCCCACAAGAAAGAACACUACCUCUCUAGUGUAAACCAGACUGGGACUAUGUAUGGGGUCAUUGUGCCUUCGCAGGGCCAGGAUGGGACCCUGUUUAUUGGCACAGCGGUAGAUGGCAAACAGGACUACUUUCCUACAAUCUCCAGUCGAAAGUUGCCCCGUGACCCAGAAUCCUCUGCUAUGCUUGACUAUGAAUUGCACACAGAUUUUGUGUCCUCCCUCAUAAAGAUACCAUCAGACACACUGGCACUGGUCUCUCACUUUGACAUCUACUAUGUUUAUGGCUUUGCCAGCGGCAGCUUUGUUUACUUCCUGACUGUUCAGCCCGAGACACCAGAAAACAGCAUGUCGUCAAGCGGAUCUGGCAGUGAUCUGUUCUACACUUCUCGCAUUGUUCGCCUCUGCAAAGAUGACCCCAAGUUCCACUCCUAUGUUUCCCUGCCUAUUGGCUGUGUGAAGAGCGGUGUUGAGUACCGGCUACUGCAGGCUGCCUACCUUGGCAAGCCAGGACGUGUUCUCGCUGCAUCACUCAAUAUCAGUGCCCACGAUGAUGUGCUCUUCACCAUCUUCUCUAAGGGCCAGAAGCAGUUCCAUCGCCCACCAGAUGACUCAGCGCUCUGCGUCUUCACCAUUCGUGACAUCAAUGCACGAAUUAAGGAGCGCCUGCAGUCCUGCUACCAGGGAGAAGGAAACCUGGAACUUAACUGGCUGCUUGGGAAGGAUGUGCAGUGCACAAAAGCGCCGGUGCCCAUUGAUGACUCCUUCUGUGGUCUGGACAUCAACCAGCCACUUGGCGGCUCUCAACUAGUGACUGGCCACACUCUCUACACUGAGACUCGGGACCGUAUGACUUCUGUGACCUCUUAUGUCUACAAUGGCUACUGUGUAGCUUUUGUGGGUACCAAGAGUGGACGCCUAAAGAAGAUUCGUGUUGAUGGGCCUCCUCACGGUGGUGUUCAGUAUGAAACGAUCUCGGUUAUCAAGGACGGGAGCCCUGUCCUCAGGGAUAUGGCCUUCUCUCUUGACCGCAACUACCUCUACGUCAUGUCUGAGAGACAGGUUACCCAAGUUCCCAUCGAGUCAUGCGAGCAGUACGGGACAUGUGGAGAGUGCCUGAGCUCUGGGGAUCCACACUGUGGUUGGUGUGUUCUUCAUAAUAUAUGCUCUCAAAGGAAUCGAUGUGAACGUGCGGAUGAGCCGUACCGUUUUGCUGCUUCGCUCAAUCAGUGCGUGAAGGCAACAGUGUAUCCGGACAGCAUUGCUGUCUCAGAACCUAGCGUACAUCUGCUAGUGAAGGUGAGCGACGUUCCAGACCUUUCUGCCGGCAUCACCUGCUCGUUUGGCAACUUGACAGAAGUAGAGGGCCAGGUCAAUGGCAACCAGAUACUCUGCAAAUCUCCUGCUGCUAAAGAUGUCCCUCUCAUCCCCACUGACCAAGAUUGGUCAGGCGUUGAACUGAGGCUGAAUUCUAAGGAGACCGGUCAGAUGCUUAUCAGCACAGAGGUCAAGUUUUACAACUGCAGUGUCCACCAACUGUGUCUGUCAUGUGUGAACAGUGCCUUCCGGUGCCACUGGUGCAAAUACCGCAACUUGUGCACCCAUGACCCCUCCAGCUGUUCCUUCCAGGAGGGACGGGUCAACGCUUCUGAGGACUGUCCCCAGCUAGUGCGCUCUGAGGAAAUUCUGAUCCCAGCAGGUGAGGUGAAGCCUAUAACCCUGAAGGCCAAGAAUCUGCCACAGCCCCAGUCUGGCCAGCGGGGCUACGAGUGUGUCCUGCACAUCCAGGGGGUCAGCCACCGAGUCACUGCCCUCCGCUUCAACAGCUCCAGUGUACAGUGCCAGAACAGUUCGUAUCUGUAUGAAGGAAUGAAAAUCAGUGAGCUUCCUGUGGAUUUCUCAGUGGUGUGGAACGGCAACUUUAUUAUUGACAACCCAGAAAAUAUUAAAGUGCACUUGUACAAGUGUGCAGCCCAGCGGGACAGCUGCGGCAUGUGUCUAAAGGCAGAGAGGAAAUUCCAGUGUGGCUGGUGCAGUGGUGAGGGAAGGUGUACACUGAGGCACCACUGCCCCCCCAUCAACCCUUACACGACCCGCUGGCUGAACCUGUCCAGCAAGAAUGUGAAGUGUACCAACCCACGCAUCACUGAGGUGACACCAGUGGCUGGACCCCCAGAGGGAGGCACCCGGGUGACCAUCCAUGGCACAAACCUUGGUCUGGCUUUCUCAGAUAUGGUCGGCAAUGUAGAGGUGGCAGGAGUGAGGUGUACCCCCGUAGAGGAUGGCUACAUCAUUGCUGAACAGAUCGUAUGUGAGAUGGAUAUGGCCCAUGCAGACAGUAUGCCGGGUCCAGUACAGCUCUGUGUCGGAGAGUGCAAACCAGAGCUCCGGGCUCGUUCCUCACAACUCUACUCCUUUGUGACUCCAACUGUCACAGGCCUGUCCCCUAGAAGAGGUCCAGAGUCUGGGGGCACUAAAGUAACUAUAAUGGGAGAAAACCUCGGUGCCGGCAGCAGUGUCAACGUCAAGUUUGGAAACCAGACAUGCGAGUUCUUUGGAAGGACAAAGACCGAGAUAGUGUGCUACUCUGCCCCUUCUCUGUCUGGAGUCGGCCCAGUUCAGAUCAGCGUCAGUGUGGAUCGUGCCCAAAUCAGGGAGAGCCUCACCUUUGAGUACACAGAGGACCCUACUGUACAGCGCAUUGAACCAGACUGGAGCAUUGCAAGCGGUCACACCCCCCUGAUGGUGACGGGAACUAAUCUGGAUGUGGUUCAAGAGCCCCGGAUCAGAGUGAAAUAUGCCGGCCGAGAGUCUGUCAAUGUGUGUAAAGUAUUGAACACCACCAGCAUGAGCUGCUUUGCUCCUUCUUUGAUGGCAGAGUACCAUCCAGGUUUGGACACCGUGAAGCAUGCAGACGAGUUUGGAUUCAUCUUCAACAACGUCCAAGCGCUGCUGGUCUACAACAACACUAACCUACUCUAUUACCCCAACCCCUACUUUGAACCGCUCAGCACCACAGGCAUCCUUGAGCAAAAACCAGGCUCACCCAUCAUUCUCAAGGGCAGAAACCUGGUUCCUCCAGCAUCAGGAGGGGUGAAGCUUAACUACACAGUACUAAUAGGAGAGACUCCCUGUUCUGUCACUGUGUCUGAGAGCCAGCUGCUGUGCGAGCCUCCCAACCUCACUGGGCAAUACAAAGUCAUGGUUCAAGUAGGUGGUCUUCACGUAUCUCCAGGUGCCGUGCACAUCAUGUCUGACAGCCUGCUGACCCUUCCGGCCAUUGUUAGCAUCGCUGCAGGUGGCGGUCUUCUCCUUAUCAUCGUCAUCCUCGUCCUGAUCGCCUACAAGCGAAAAUCACGUGAAAAUGAUCUGACCCUUAAGCGCUUGCAGAUGCAAAUGGACAACCUGGAGUCACGAGUUGCCCUAGAGUGCAAAGAAGCCUUUGCAGAGUUACAGACAGACAUCAAUGAGCUCACCAGCGACCUCGACAGAGCUGGUAUCCCCUAUCUGGAUUACAGAACCUAUGCCAUGAGGGUCCUCUUCCCCGGCAUAGAGGAUCAUCCUGUCCUCAGAGAACUGGAGGUGUCAGGUAAUGGCCAGCAGAACGUGGAGAAGGCCCUGAAGCUGUUUGGCCAGCUCAUCAACAACAAAGUGUUCCUGCUCACCUUCAUCCGAACACUGGAAAUGCAGCGCUCUUUCUCCAUGAGGGACCGCGGCAAUGUGGCCUCACUUAUCAUGACUGCCCUUCAAGGGCGACUGGAGUAUGCCACCGAUGUCCUUAAACACCUGCUGUCAGACCUGAUUGACCGCAACCUGGAGAGCAAGAACCAUCCCAAACUGCUGCUGCGCAGGACAGAAUCGGUUGCAGAGAAGAUGCUGACAAACUGGUUCGCUUUCCUCCUUCAUAAGUUCCUCAAGGAGUGUGCUGGGGAGCCUCUGUUCAUGCUGUAUUGCGCCAUCAAGCAGCAGAUGGAAAAGGGGCCCAUCGACGCUAUCACUGGAGAGGCCCGUUACUCCCUAAGUGAAGACAAGCUCAUCCGCCAACAAAUCGAGUACAAAACCCUGAUCCUAAACUGUGUGAACCCAGACAAUGAAAACAGUCCAGAGAUUCCAGUAAAGGUGCUGAACUGUGACACCAUCACCCAAGUGAAGGAGAAGAUACUGGAUGCUGUUUACAAGAACAUGCCCUAUUCUCAGCGGCCACGUGCUGUCGACAUGGACCUCGAAUGGCGCCAGGGACGAAUGGCUCGUGUGGUGUUGCAAGAUGAAGACAUCACAACUAAGAUUGAAAAUGACUGGAAGAGACUCAACACUCUCAUGCACUACCAGGUGUCGGACCGCUGUGUGGUGGCUUUAGUGCCAAAGCAGACCUCAUCAUACAACAUCCCUUCCUCAGCCAGCAUAUCGCGCACCUCCAUCAGCAGAUACGACUCUUCAUUCCGCUACACCGGGAGUCCAGACAGCCUCCGAUCACGUGCUCCCAUGAUUACCCCCGAUCUAGAAAGUGGUGUAAAGGUUUGGCAUCUGGUGAAAAACCACGAGCAUGGAGAUCAGAAGGAAGGAGAUCGUGGCAGCAAGAUGGUCUCUGAGAUUUAUCUGACCCGACUUCUAGCUACCAAGGGUACACUACAAAAAUUUGUUGAUGACUUGUUUGAGACGUUGUUCAGUACAGUCCACCGAGGGAGCACCCUUCCCCUGGCCAUCAAAUACAUGUUUGACUUCCUGGAUGAGCAGGCAGACAAACACGGCAUUCAUGAUACAGACGUACGUCACACAUGGAAAAGCAAUUGCCUUCCUUUGCGUUUCUGGGUAAAUGUGAUCAAGAACCCGCAGUUUGUCUUUGACAUCCAUAAGAGCAGCAUCACGGACGCCUGUCUGUCUGUAGUAGCGCAAACCUUCAUGGAUUCUUGCUCCACCUCAGAGCACCGCCUGGGCAAAGACUCUCCAUCAAAUAAGCUACUCUAUGCUAAAGAUAUCCCCAAUUACAAGAGCUGGGUAGAGAGGUACUAUGCCGACAUCAACCGGCUGCCAGCCAUUAGUGACCAGGACAUGAAUGCCUAUUUGGCAGAACAAGCCAGACUCCACUCCACAGAGUUCAACAUGCUCAGUGCUCUCAACGAAAUCUAUUAUUACGUCAGCAAAUACAGUGAAGAGAUCACAGCAGCCCUGGAUCAGGAUGAACAGGCAAGGAAGCAGAGGUUGGCCUACAAAGUGGAGCAGCUCAUCUCUGCCAUGUCCUUUGAAAGCUGAGAGUGACUACUACUGAGAGAAAGUGAGAGAGAGAGAGAGGACCACAGUCUUUACGUGACCUACCAAAAAAGGUCUUGCAUUACUUACCUCUCAUCAUGGGAGCUGAAACCAUGAACCAGACCUGGGACCUCUGUAUCUACAGCUGGACAAACAUACAACUGCUUGAGUUUGUAAUUCUCCCACCUCCUUUCAUGACGGUGCCAACGCAGGGCCUGAAGACUGAAACGGAGGCCUCCCUGCAACUGGAUUUGCUUUUGGCAUAAGAGACUAUACCAGAGAAGGCAACGACAUGGCUUGUAUUUAUUUUUUUCCUUUAAUUUUCCACAAAGGACAUCGUCUCUGUUUGACAGGGAAUUGUAUGUUCCGUGAGUGUGUGUGGGUGUGUGCAUAAAAGUGUGGGUGUGCAUGAGUGUGUGUUUGUGUCAUACUGAGGAAGACUCCUACAAGAAAUGGAGAAACAGAUUUAUUCUCUACCAACUCACGGCUAAGUGUGAGGUGGAGAGAAAAAGGCGAGAAGUAGAAGAGCAGAUCUCAUGUUGGACAGCUGAGAUUGCAUUCAGAGUUCUCAGAUUUUAUUUUUGUACUUUGUACAUUUGAAUAUUAUCAGUUGCAGUUCCAAAAUAUCCACCUCGGAUCCCAAAAGUGUUGCUGUGUAAAGAUGCAAAGCGCGUAACACCACUUUAGAUUAGCGUGAUAAUAAAACGGGCCAUGACUCGUGUCUUCUCUCACUCCUCUCCUUGGACUGAAGCUUCACGCUACAUGGACAAAGCCUCUGGUCUUUAUUUAAUCAGAUAUGUAUAGGAAAUCAUAAAACAUGUGGCCAUCACAUAAAAGUUGGUGGUCACAGUUAAGCCAGCAUGCUUGCACCUAAACUGAAGAUGAUGGAGAUGAAAUCUGUAGUGUAAUUAGGAGGUGACCUCAGAUAAGCAUCACUCUGGUAUCAAAGGCUCUUUACAGCAGUUAGCUCAUCUGUGUAUGUACCAGUUGAUACUUGCCAAUCAUUGUAUGUGAAUGUACAAAUUUUUGUUUUUUCAUUUUGUAUCUUUGUCUGUCUGUUUUAAGUUUUACUACAAAAAUUGGCUCAUUUGAAUUGAGCUUCAUAGAUAUUUCCUGUAGCUUGUUGUGUGAAAAACUCAAUUUUGUUCAUCCUGGCCCUGUUCCAUCCAACUGCUUCAUUUGGCCUAAAUCGCUUUCCUUCUAAAGAAGAGUGUGUAUCGUUAUAGUGUCUGUUAAUGCUGCAACUGUAAAGCCUGUGGCGUAAGCUGCAGUAUCCAGAGGUACAGUGGCAGUUUGAAAAGAGCAGGUAAAAGCAGCUGGUUUCUGUGCUCACAUUUUAUGUCCACUUUUUUUAUCUUUUCGGGACCUCGAUCAACCUUUUGUGUAAUUUGCAUGCAUGGUGUCACACAUCAAAAGUGUUUGAGGGUCCGUCUUUUAUUUUUCUCAAGUGCCAAUGAGUCACACUUUAGUUGGCCAGUUGAAAUGUUAGCUGAUGGAAGAUCUUACCUAACCACCACAUGUCUUCGCACAGAUAAUAAGAAGUCUGCGUGGGCCUAGUUUGACUAAGUGCCAAAAGAUCCCGGUGUUUCAAAUAGUUCACAAAUGUAUCACAAUCGGUUUAUGCUUUACAGAGGAAGCAACACUCGCAUAUUUGAGUGUAUAUUCAGUUAAAACAGAAGAUUUAAAAACUGGAAUGGUGAGUUUUCAAACUCACAAAAGGUACGAAACAUAAGCAGAAAGGGGGGGGGGGCUGAGAAUAAGAAGAAAAACAGAGAGUUAAAGUGUGUUUUGUGUCAUGUGAUGCAUCUCCUGACUUGAACCAAACAUUAACAAGCUUAGAAGCUAACUCUCCAGACUUUAGCUGGAUGACAACAAACUGUAGAUUUCAUCCUCUGGAUAGGUUAUUUCAUUUCUUCCAAAAUAUAUAUUUGCUUGUUGUUUACAUCAAGUACUUGAAAAAAAAGGUAGUAGUAAAGAGUUGUACCGUGUACUGCAAUUGUGUGUGUUGAGAGCAUGGUAAAGGUGGGUGAAAGGUGCUUCUUUUCUCUGUGGCCUUAGAUACCCACCUGCUUAGUGUUCCCAUACCUAUUAGUUCUCGUCUAGGGCACCGUCCUUUCAGUGCUUCAGAGCCCUUUAGGGUUGUUUUCUCUCUCUCUCUUCUCUUUUUUUUCUGUCUUCUUUUUUUGGUACUGUUACCUGGCCCUGGCACUCGGCUGAGAACUGUCUUAGCGAGAUGAAGUAAAAGGAAAGGUGAAGAGGCUGUGGCCUUGCUAAAGUAGACGUUGCCUCGUGCAGUACUCGGCAUCUUGAGCUGUUUGAAGAGAAGUCUUGAGAAAUGAGGAGCAAUGGAGAGGUAGAAAGAGUGAAAACCCCUUUAGCUCUAGUUUCCUACUCCAGCUUUGAAGCUUCUCUUUGAUCUGAGUCAGUUGUGUUCACAGUGUGAUCAGGAGAUGUAAAGAAAAAAAACAUCAAACUAACAGGCAGGAGAAAUGCAGGCUGAGGUGACGACUGAGUGCUAUGACUUUACCCGACCAGUGGGGGCAGAACUACGAAAGGCCAAUUCAUCUGUUCAUUCAUCUGAAAAAGCAGCUUCUUACAGAAGUGCUUUGCCAACACAAAAGAGAAGAUAUUAGAUAACUUAUAACAUAACUGCCUUAGUCGAGUUUGACUUUCUUAAACUUUCUUAUAUUUUUUUUGCUUUUUUUUCUUUGCAGUGAACACGACAUCGAUUUGAAAACUUUGUAUGUUUUUUUGCAAUAAUUUAUUUCACUUUAUUUUGAAAGUGCGAGAACUGAUCUUUUAGUAAUGAAAUCUGUUCAUGAUCAUAAGAUCAUAUUCUUGAACUUAGGAGAUCCAUAACGUUUAAAUUGUAAUGCCCAGAUCUAGUAACUAUUGAUAAUGUUAAAGUUUUGCCAUAAGUUAUUUAGUUUUUCUGUGUUUUGUGAACGCAAUACACUUCUGAACCUUCUUGCUACUUAAUCCUCUGCUCAACAUCUAUAGGUACACAAUUCCGCACACAGUACAGACUCAAAGCAGAAAUCUUCUUCCUUUUGAUUAAGGUGUCUUCCCAAUUUCAGCGAAUAGAAUUGUAUCCUCCUCAUACCUCACAUUGCUUUUAUGUAAGUAAUGCUUUUUAUCAUUUUAACAGGACCUAAAUGCCUUUUCCUUCUCCAAGGAAUAAAAUGUAUGUUUAUUACAGUCCUUCCAACUCUUAGAUGAGCUCGCCCUAUAAAGAAUAGUGAUUAACAAAAUCAGGCAGACAAGUUGGUGAAGAAUGGCUUUGAUUUUUUUUGUUUAUUUUGUCUUUGUGUGAGAUUUUUUGCAUGCAUUACAAUUUAUGUUUUAGUUAUGCCUGGUAUUCCAUAUCGACCCGCACCAUCGUCAGUCUAAUGGCAAUUCUUCCAUUUGCAAAUGUCUUAAAUCACAGCUGAAUGCACCUUUUUUGUGAAAGAGAUUUUUUUGUUACUAAAUAAUAGCUUGUUUCCAUGCUGUAUGCUCAUUUCUAGAAACCUUUUUAAUUCAGUUUGAACUGAGAAGAAAAGAAGUUUGUUUACUCUUUCUGCAGUGCAGAAUCCCAUUUGACUGCCAGUUGUGUGAUAUGGAGAGAUGCUCAUGAACACAACCUCUUUUCAGAUGAAGUUGAUUACUAAUUGAAGAUGCUUUGUGCUCUUUUUGGCUCCUGGUGAAGUGUGCUGCCGAAGAGAUGGUGUCGUGGUUUCGACUGGCGCAUGCCAUUCCUUAUACAGAACAAAGAAUUAAAUUAGCAUUUCUUGUGUUUGCUUUUUGGCAUCAGACAGGAACUGAAAAAUCCAGAUCAGUGUAUUGCUCACCACGUAUUAAAUGAGUAUCCUUCCAUUAUAAACACAUUGUAAACAAACCCUUUGUAGACACUGGAGUUCUGUAAAAUAGUAAUUACUGGCGAUGAUGAUGAUUAUAAUAAUAAUGGCUGUCUGUUCUUGUUUUAUAAAAGUGUUGUGAAAAAUUGUAAGAAACUUAAAAUAUUUAAAAAGGUUGUUCUCUUGUUUUUUAUUUGCUUUGAUUUUGUUAUGAUAAUAUAUUAUUGUGUACCUAAUGUAAAUAUGAAGCACACCUAUUUUGCAAGCCAAGGAUUCACUUUGUACUGUUGUUAUAUAUAAAUAAACUUUGCUGGUUAAAAAUUGCGUAGAACCAAAA
Messenger RNA from Oreochromis niloticus (Nile tilapia), 10599 nucleotides. RefSeq names its product plexin A2 (gene plxna2). The transcript is spliced from 32 exons. Gene Ontology annotation, molecular function: protein binding; semaphorin receptor activity. Gene Ontology annotation, biological process: semaphorin-plexin signaling pathway; regulation of cell migration. Gene Ontology annotation, cellular component: semaphorin receptor complex; plasma membrane. The coding region runs from base 724 to 6429 and encodes 1901 amino acids. The record is from RefSeq and is a predicted model, not a curated record. NCBI's taxonomy places the organism in Eukaryota, Metazoa, Chordata, Actinopteri, Cichliformes, Cichlidae.